Molecule: messenger RNA, 3083 nt
Organism: Anopheles nili
Lineage: Eukaryota; Metazoa; Arthropoda; Insecta; Diptera; Culicidae
Gene: Git
Product: ARF GTPase-activating protein Git
Exons: 6
Coding region: 1-2064 (687 amino acids)
Biological process (GO): regulation of ARF protein signal transduction; brain development
Molecular function (GO): protein binding; GTPase activator activity
Source: RefSeq, a predicted model, not a curated record
AUGUCACGUGCUAAAUCGCGUAUACAAACGGACGUCUGCGGGGACUGUGGCAGCUCGGAUCCCUCCUGGGCGUCGAUCAACCGCGGCAUCCUGCUUUGCGCCGACUGCUGCUCCGUCCAUCGGAGCCUUGGUCGGCACAUCUCUCAGGUGAAGUCGCUACGCCAGGGUACCUGGCAGCCGUCGUUGCUGAACUUCGUAAACCAACUGAACACACACGGUGCCAACAGUCUCUGGGAACAUCUGUUGCUCGGCGCAGCGGCACCGAAAAACCUGAAACGAAAACCGACUCCAAAGGAUGCGGUGCAUCCAACAAAAGCCGAUUUCAUACGGGCCAAGCACGUUCAGCUGGCGUACGUGCUUAAGCCUACAUUUCAGGCCGAGGAUGGGAGCAGCUUGGAGCUCGAGCUGAGCAAACAGCUUCACGCUAGCGUACGAGCUAGUAAUCUGGAAACAUCCCUUCGGUUGCUGGUGCAAGGAGCGGAUCCAAACUUCUACAACGAGGACAAAGGCUCCACGCCUCUUCACGUGGCCGUCAAGUCGGGUCAGCUAUCCCAGAUCGAGCUGCUGCUUGUCUACGGUGCCGAUGUAAAUGCACUCGAUGCCCAGGGACACACUUCGCUAGAGUUAGCCAAGCAAGGGAAGCACACUGUCAUCGCCGAAAGGCUGCUGGAAGUCAUGUACGAGGUGACUGAUCGGUUAACAUUCUUUCUGAUCGGUAAAAAACCAAACCACGCGGCAGGGCAACAUUUGCUCAUUCCUGGUCAGUCGAAGAAAGAGAUGAGUGAACAGCUGAAGAUCGCUCGCGGCAAACUGCAGCUCGUCCCGAACCGAAUGUUCGAGGAGUUGGUAAUGGAUCUGUACGAUGAAGUGGAUCGCCGCGAAACUGAAGCAAUCUGGGCGACAAGUGCUCUCAAUCCAGACUCUGGGGCCGUGCCGUUUCUUCCCGCCAAUCCUCAUCUAAGUGCCACAAGGAACCAGGGACGUCAAAAGCUAGCUCGGUUCAGCCAGCAGGAAUUUGCGGGGCUGCUGAUGGAUGUCCUGCUCGAUGCACACCGUCGUCAAAACAUGGCCAAUCUUCGCCCCAUCGAUGGACCGUUGCCGGCAGGUCUGGCACAGCUUAAGGCGGCCGCUGCGGCUUCUGCAGCUGGGACACGUGACUCCAACAUGUCCGAUGACGAACCCCUGUACGACGCCGUCGCUUCCGAUGAUGACUACGCCGCGCUGGCGCCGGUGGCGCAACAGGCGCUAGUGAACAAAUCAUCCCCAGCAGCCGUCUCCAAUGUGGAGGUAGAAACGUUGCGCCAACGAUUGCAUGACCAAGAGCUAACAAUUCACGAGCUGCGCAGCAUGGUACAGAAGUUGGCCUCGGAAAACGAUCAACUGAAAUCGCACAUCGACACGAAGGAGCACGAGGUUCAGCUGAGGAUCGAUUCACAUCUGAAUGGAUCCGGAGCUAGCGAGGGUUCGCCAGAGCGAGAUGUCGGCGGAAGUCAAGACUCACGGCAAGCGGCUGCGGCAGCGGCGGCGGCCAACGCCAAACGACCCGUCAGUAUGUACGAAGCCCGGCAAACUCCGCGCGACGAAAGCAGAGCUCCUGUUACGCAAAGCCUCUACUCAAUGGCACCAGCUCCCUCGACGGGGCAUCAGCUUCCUUCGAAUGAAGAGGUAAAAUGCCGCACAAACGUCGUUGCUCGGCGCAUCAAGGAAUUGUUUGCAGCCAUGCAGGAGCUGUCUCAGCGCGAGGCGUUUAUUCCGUGCGCGGAUCGGAUACGUUUAGCCGUGGUCGACCUGAUGGCGCUAUAUCCUGCCUCACUGAUCGCGAACGAAUGUCUGCGCGGAGCCCUGCAGCAGCUCAAUUUCCACGCCAAUCUCAUGCAGGCGGAAUGCGCCCGAUUACAGCAAUGUCUGGCGGCGGAAAGUGCCGGUCAGCUAGGAAAUGGUACUACUGGAGGCGUCGGUAACGGGUUGUCGGAAGGGGUACAACAGAGUAUGGAGCAGGUGCGGGGCUGUGCGUAUGAGUUGGCGAAAUCGACGAAAAUUCUCAUCACCCACGUAAAGGAGUAGUAAUUGCACUCGUUUGCUCCCGUGCGCUGAAUAUUGCCCAUAUGCAGCUAUAUUCGAUUUCUGAAAGCUUCGAGGCUUGCCACGUCCUAUGCAAACGAUCACCAAAAAGCUCUCGCGUACAUGAAUCGAAACCACAUUUCACAGAUUGCUAGUUUGCAAUAAUUGUCUUUUAACUCCUCCUUACUACAGGCAGCAAUAUAAUGUAAAUCCCCCUUCCCGCCAAAGCACCCCAGUGGAAAUGCCCCUUUUGAAACGCACACCUGGUGCUCGAUCAGAGUCUAUCCGAAACAGUAUUCGUCGUGUUCCCGCCUCUAGAAACUACGCGAAAUAAUACGAGCGCCAGACUGGUUGAGGCUUCUUGCUUCACCGUGCAAGGAGUCUUACUCUUACUCAUGCGCUGGUGUCCACCGGUACACGAUGGCUAUUUCUGCAUACGCCUAUAUUACCUGUUCCAAAAGUGCCAAAAGAACACAUAUAUGUAUAACUAUCAAGUAAUAUUGUUUAAAACCGAUGCGAUACGUAAUGGAGCCUGAUUUCAUCGACAAUAAUUGUACCGUUGAAAAGGAUAUUCGUAUUCACGCGUAGUGUAAUUCGUCGACCAACCGUCGAUAGUUUAAAAGUGCGGACCAUUAUUCAUAUUAUGCUUUUUUUUACAACGAAUCGCUAGACAACAAGGGGGAACCAAUGAGGUACGAUCGACGCCAUCAGUAUGAUGGACAUUGGAGAUUUUAUACUUAUACGAUCAUAUCUAUGCUAUCUAUUAUACACUAAAACCCAUACUGGCAAUAAUUCGUGUGGAGAAACUGCAAAAGUUUCGAUUUCCGGUUUGUUUAUUGAUGAGUAAAACCGAAACGGGACAUAGAAACAAUGAUUAAUACGAGUUUUUAACCGCUUGUUUGCAAACAUAGACACAAAUAUACACAUGAUAAUUAUACGUUUUUCUACAACUCAAAUGCCUUCUAUUGGGAAAUUUAAUGUAGAGAUAUUUAUCAGCUCUUGCAAUUUACACGAGUAAGUAC